Messenger RNA from Postia placenta MAD-698-R-SB12, 1798 nucleotides. RefSeq lists its product as hypothetical. Bases 1 to 1590 code for a protein of 529 amino acids. Gene Ontology annotation, biological process: carbohydrate transport; transmembrane transport. Gene Ontology annotation, molecular function: carbohydrate:proton symporter activity. Lineage: Eukaryota; Fungi; Basidiomycota; Agaricomycetes; Polyporales; Adustoporiaceae. The transcript is spliced from 11 exons. The record is from RefSeq and is a predicted model, not a curated record. Gene Ontology annotation, cellular component: membrane.
AUGAAGUUCCUGAGCGAAGCCUCGGGCAGACGACUGUACUACACGAUCAACUUGGUGGCAGGCCUUGCCAUAUUCUUCUUUGGAUAUGACCAAGGCAUGAUGGGAGGUGUUAACACCUCUCCCGAUUACGUUCGCGUCAUGAAACUCGGCUAUUCCACCUACGAGGGCCCCUCUGAGGGGUAUGUUGUAACCAUUACGGAGCCCACGAGACAGGGCGGCAUUGUCAGCAUAUACUAUUUCGGAACAUUGCUCGGUUGCCUCAUGGGCGGCGUGCUGGGCGACAGGUAUGGGAGCAUAUGGGUUCUCAUCGGCGCAACUCUGCAAUGUUCGGCACAGAACAUCGCAUGGAUGCUGUGUGCCCGCGUAGUCAAUGGUAUUGGCACGGGUUAUCUCAAUGCCAUUGUACCCGUCUGGAGCGCCGAAGUCGCGUCACAUACUUCCCGCGGUGCCUUUAUUGCCAGCGAAUUCACGCUUAAUAUCUUCGGUGUCGUUGUGGCAUACUGGCUCGAGUUCGCUCUAGGGUAUGUUGGCGACGGCACAACUCAAGUCCGAUGGCGGUUCCCGAUAGCGUUCCAGAUUGUUCCGGUGCUGGCUUUCAUGAAUCAGUCUCCGCGAUGGCUCAUGAAAAUGGGCCGUGUGGAAGAAGCGCGGACAAUUCUUGGCCGCCUGCGCUCAGAGACCGGCAAUGUGGAAGAUGCGGGCGUCAUUGCGGAAUACGAAGAGAUCGUCGUUGCAGUCGAGUUGGAGAAGGAACACGCGGCAGGAAACUCGUACCUUGCGAUGUUCCUCGGGUGGCACGACAGCGAUCUCCACGUCGCGCGUCGCGUGCAGCUUUCUAUUUGGCUGCAGAUCGUUCAGGAGUGGUGCGGCAUUGCGGCGAUCACAGUCUAUGCACCCACCAUUUUCGCCGAGGCUGGUUACGGUGCGCGGAAAUCUCAAUGGCUUUCGGGAUUGAACGACAUCACAUACUGUUUGAGCACCCUCCUCGCUGUUGUCACCAUUGAUCGGCUUGGUAGACGCAUUGGCUUGUGGUGGGGUGCCGUCGGUCAAGGGACUUCCCUCAUCCUCGCAGGUGCCUUCAGCAGACUUCUCAAGGACCACCCGGAGAAAGCCACGGAGUACGGUGGCGCCGCCGCUUUAUUCGUCUUCACCUACACUGCAAUCUUCGGUGCCACUUGGCUGACCAUUCCAUGGGUGUACCCCACCGAAACUUUCCCACUGUACGUGCGCGCAAAGGGAAACGCAUGGGGUGUCGUAGGCUGGUCGAUUGGCAACGGCUGGCUUACCUUGCUCAACCCUGUGAUGUUCUCCAGCAUUUCUGAGAACACGCUGCACGUCUUCGGCGCCAUCAACUUCCUCACGAUUCCUAUGAUUUGGGCCUUCUAUCCCGAGACGGCGAAUCGCACAUUGGAAGAGAUGGAUCAUCUCUUCAUGAGCGAAAGCCCCUUCGUCUGGGAAGAGGAGGCGUACUUCAGGAAGUGGAAGGAAGAAGGGGAGCCCUCUGUCGCAAAUAAGGGCGCAAUCAAGCAACAGCCGGAGGAGAUCGACAUCAAGGUCGAUGAGUCGCGGAAGGAGAAGGAAGCUUCAUGAUCGAAACGCGUUUCCGGGUGCCCUUUUCCUCUUACUCUGACAUGCAUACAGGUGCUCGCCGAGUGUGAAUAGCUGGGCUCUGCUCUGCUCAUCACGCUCAUCCGGCGAGACCACGAUUCACGUCAUAAUGAUUGCACGCCUUAGCUCCGAUUGUUGACAUACAGUGUAUACUUCCACUUCAUUAAUGAUUUGUUGUAGCUCUGACUGC